Messenger RNA from Lymnaea stagnalis (great pond snail), 10773 nucleotides. The record is from the annotation of a GenBank genome assembly. Lineage: Eukaryota; Metazoa; Mollusca; Gastropoda; Lymnaeidae.
UGAAGGUGUGUUAAGGUUCUUGUCUGCUCUUGUUUCUUUAUAUUAGGAGUGACACAUUUGGCCUCCCAAAGAGAUUGCUUGUCUUUUUGGUGCUACGGACCUGUCUGACUGGGCGGAUUAUCUUUCUGAUGCAAUCGAUAUACAAGACAGAAACACAUUUAAAUGGAUAUUAGUUGAUUGCCAGCAUAGAUCGAGGACCAGAGACAGAGCCUCAACUCGGUGAGCAGUCGGUAUAUUUUAGCUAUGUUUCUUAAUCACACUUUCUGACUGAAUUUCAAUUAAUGUUCAAUGAUUUAUUGUAUUUUAAAGUAAGUUUCAACAAUUACUCUCCUCUCUCCUCCUCUCCUCUCUCUCUCUUUUUCGUGCUCUCUUUUCUGUAUCUCCUUUUCUUUUUCUAACUCCCUCUAUCUCUCUCUCUCUCUCUCUCUCUCUCUCUCUCUCUCUCUCUCUCUCUACAUUGAAGAUUAUGUAUUCUAGGCACAAACAUUAUUUUUUAAAUCUCUGUUGAAUUUUAAAAACAAGUUGUAUCAGUUUAAUUUUAAAACGAAUUUUUUAAAGAAUUUAGUUUUGCAAUCAAAUUAUGUUACAAAAAAUUAUAAAUUAACACUCCUGCAACCAUAACAUUUUUUAAAUAAUUUAUUCAAAACAUUUCAGAUACAGAAUAUAGUGUAAGAGACUCAAUGUAAAAUCGUGCUAAUAUCAAGAAAAAUGAAACGUUCUAUAUAAGCAAAAUAUACUUUUUGAAAAAUUAAUCCAAAUUUUAAACAAAAUCGUUUAAGAAAAGGCAUACCAAUUAUUUAAACUCUUAAGCGUCUGGUGUUUACAAUCUAUAAUUUUUUAAAGAGUUGUUAUCGUAUUUUUUAAAACUUGCUCACAUUUUACAUGUCUUUUAAAAGUUUUAAUUAUUACUACUACAGAGACAGUCGCCAUGGGAAUGACACGUGUGAUUUAUAUUUUAUUUCUAACUUUUACAAUUCUACCUGAUGUGAGAAGUGAGGGUAAGUCAUGGUAUCUACUAAAAUACCAUUUUGGUAAUAUUUGAGUAAUAUGUGGAUAAUAUUUGGGUACAUAGGUUUGAGGAGAGAUUAUUUUCUUUUUAAAUUAAUGGACGUAAACAAAUGCAACAAGAAAUAUAAUAAAAUAAAGACAUCUUGCAUGUGUAUUUCUGUAUUCGUUUUUAUGUCAAUUUUUUUUUGUAAUUUGAAUCGUUUAUUGCGUGAAACUGGUUUGAAUCAAUUCAUAAACUCAAGUAAAGUGUGUUAGUUGCUGCUAUUCAUUAACCUCAUGUUAAAUGUAAUGAAGGAUUCAAAUGUAUGUGUGUAUAUAUAUUUAUAUGUUGUUUUUUUUUAAACUGCAUAAUCGGUUUUUAAAUUCGAGGUUUAAGUCAGGUAUCUAAGAAGCGUAUUUAUCAGCCGCUUUCCGUGUCACGUCUGGUUGCAAUGACAAUGGAGGCAGUUGAGUAAACAUUGGUGUCCUCAAUUGUUAUUGCUAAAGACCAAGUUUCAUUUAAAAUGCAGAAAUAAUAUCACACAUUUUAUUAAUCAGCUUAUUUUUCCCUUAUUAACGAGUAUUUGCGUAAUUUAGUUGGCUGGUUGUAUCGAUUAUAAAUGCAAAGUCACAAUCCCAUUCUUUGUCUAAAAAAGUGUUUAUAUAGUUGCAUUUCUAGUGGCAAAUCAAACACUUUUUUCAACAUUUUAGCACGCAUCAGCCAUCUUACUUCUGCAUAAAUUGUAAGGACUGUAAGAAUCUGUGUCCAAAGACUUUUGGAGUUCUUGGAAAAGACAGCGAUUUAACACACGUAUCUUAAUGAAGGUCAUUAUUUUGACGACCUUUGUCAUGAUGUGGUCCAUUUUGAGGGACAAAUUUAGCAUUGAAGUAUUACCGAUGCUGGUGCUGGGUGGCCGAGUGGUCUACACUGAGCAAAUCUCAAGUUUGUGGUCUGGAAUUCAAUUCAAGCCACAGCCAGAGUCUCCGGUGCACAAGCGCCUGACAGGCAGCCUUGAGCCGAGUCGUCUAAACAGAGCAAAUCUCAAGUUGUGGAUGGGUUUUCAAACCCUGCUAAAGCCAAGUCCAGCAAAAAAAAAAAAAAAACCCUCACCAGCACGCCGUCGUCUUCCAUAACAAGUGAAGUGAAGCUUUCAGCCCCCGUGUUGCCCUUAUUCUGUCCUCGUCCAUGGACCGAUAGACCGGGUCAACUAAAAUGAACACAAAAAAAAAAAAAAAACCCUCACCAGCACGCCGGGUAGAUGGGACUCGUUAACCUUGGUCGGCAAUUCAUCUAAGAGAAGGAAACUCUACAUUCAAACCCGGAGAUGGCGUCCCCUACAUGCGGCAAACCUCGAAACAAUGAACCAUUCGAACAACCCCUGUGACACCCGGAUGUCAUCACCGAGAGCGCAGUGAGCAUGCUAAAAUAGCAUGGAUACUUAGAACUAUACAAUCAAUCAUCAAUCAAUUUAGAUUUCUCAUUUUCCAUCAAUUUUACUAAACCUUCCUGUUUCACAACAAGUGCUGGAGCGCCAUCCAUUUACCAAUAACGAUUCAAUGUCGAUGCAACUGCCUCUAACAAAUCUUGUGACUUAGUAGUGUCCUUAAGUGUAUAUAAUAACGCUAAUUCCACUGUCUUUUUAAAAUGGACAUCAACACCCCUAAUAGUUGGACAGUAUCUUCCAUAUCUGUGCUCUAAUCCAAUGCUAGAGCAUAGAAUAAAAAUUCAGAUGAUCGACUUUUUAAAUUAUCUUCAAUAUGUUUUCCAAAGUCGUCCAAACAUUUGAAAUCUCCUUAAAUGCAGGAUAAUUAAUUAGACUAGGUCAAAACCAAUGAUUUUUUUUAAAUGCGAGAUAUUUCAAAUUUUUCUUAGUUUUAAUUAAAAAAUUAUGAUACGAACGCCUAAUUAUGUUAUGUUCUUUUACUGAUGUGUACAAUAAAGUUUACAUUUAUUUUCAAUCUACCUAGCUUUGCGGGCCACAAUAUGACUGAAGGCAUGCCGCACGCUGCCCGCGGGCCUCAUAUUGGCCACCAUUAAUCUAACAAUUUCAUUAAAAACUCUAAAAUAUGUUUUAAAUUGUACUAAAGUACAGUAAUUUUAUAUAUGUCUUUUAGUGCCAUGCAAGUGGAAAGAUUCCAUUCCGUCUGAAGGCGCAUGUUUCCUGUACAAUACAUCAAGUCUUUCCUAUGAUGAUGCCCAGGUACACCUUUUUUUUUACCCUUGUUUUCUUUAUAUGCAUACUUACAUAAGUGUGCCCUGGUCAGGUGUAUGGACUGCAGAACAAAACAAAUAGAUUUGGUUGGGUUCAGGAUAUAAAAGAUAUUUAUAGAUCCCGCCACGCAACAGGACGUGUUUUUUGUUUAACAGUUUUGAUUUUAAUACAACAUUUUUUUAAAAAUAUUUGUUGUUGUUGUUUUUUUUUAUAAAGCACAGAUUAGUUGGAUUAUUAAAAUAUUGUUUCAACAUAGCCAGUAGGCUUUACAUUUCUUGUCCACGAGGGUUGGGUUGAUGUUGUAUUUACUUGUUGAUGUUUUUUUUAAAAAAUCUUCUUUUACUGUUAAAUGUUGUUGUUUUUUUUUGUCGAUUCCGCCAUUUAUGAGAUGAAAAUAAGACAGAAUUGAGAAAAUCAAAACUCUGCAUUCCCUCAGUCAUUUUAUUGAAAUACAGAAUUAUAAAAUGAAUAUAAAAUGUCUACUUCAGGCUUCAUGUCAAUUAAUUGGUGGACUUCUGGCAAAGGUGACGACCAGGACGCAGUUACUUGAUUCAACCAUAAAUGUAGACAACUGUGAGUCAUAGAAUAUAAGGAGUUGAAUUAUUAUUCUGUCAACGUUUACCCGGGAGCCGUCACAAUGAGGUACAGAUCGUGAUCAUCCGCUUAAGCCCUGCUGAAAAUGUAUGAUAACGUCUUUAACACAGUGGAUGCAAAGUCUAUGUUGUCAUCCUCUGGGCCUUAAACUGGUGUCCCUGCUAUUGUUAAAUUACAAAGCUGGUUGAUUGCAUAUUUAUGAAAAUCUGGCCGAUAUAAUUCGUUCCCUUUCGGCCGAUACAUUUCCUGAUUCAUACUGCAUCAAAUGGUUAAAAUGUGUUAUCUGCUCGACUUAAAAAAAAAGAUUUUUCAGAGUUGUAUCUUCAGGCUUAUACGCAGAGCUCACUGGUUAGGUUUGGAAUAAAACACUCUUCAUUCACAUCUGAUUUAAAGUGUUUACUUAUUUGACAUAGUCUUAAUGCGUUGGGUUGAAGAAAGGGGGUGGACUAUUUUGUAGCUGUGUAUAUUAGCAAUAUGCACUAGAGACCGACCGAAUUUCGGCUUCGGCUUCGGUUUCGGCGCCGAAGGUGGCCAUUCUAUCACUUUCGGCCAAAUUUUGGUUUUGGCUGAAACUAAAUAGUUAACUUUCGGCUUAAUUUCGGUUUCGGCCGAAAGAGAAAAAUUAACUUUCAGUUUUUUUUCGGUUUCGGCCGAAAUUGACUUAGACUUUGGGCAAUCCGGCCGAAUGUGACUCAGGUUUUCGGUCAUUUAAUACUCAGCGAAAGCGAUAUUUAACAACAAACUAAGCAACAUUUAACACCAAACUAAACGAUCUUUAAAACAAACUAAGCGAUCUUUAAGAACAAUCUAAGCGAUCUUUAAUAACAAAAUAAACGAUCUUAAAGAACAAACUAAACGAUUUUUAAGACCGAACUAAAUGAUCUUUAGGAACAAAACAAAUUAUCUUUAAUAGGUAACUAAAUGAUUUGUAAGAAUAAACUAAAAAUCUUUAACAGAAAACUAAAUGUUCUUUAGGAACAAAUUAAAAGAUCUUUAAGCACAAACUAAUCGAUCUUAAGGACCACAAUCAAUUAUCUUUAAAAACAAACUAAGCGAUCUUUAUGAAAAAACUAAGCGAUCUUUAACAACAAACUAUGCGACCUUUAACAACAAGCUAAGUGAUCUUUAUGAACAAACUAAACUAUCUUUAACAACAAAAUAAGCGAUCUUUAAGAACAAACUAAGCGAUCUUUAAGAACAAAUUAAGCGAUCUUUGAGAAUAAACUAAGCAAUAUUUAGAACAAAGGAAGUGAUCUUUAAGAACAAACUAACCGAUCAAUAACAACAAACUAUACGAUCUUUAUAAACAAAUUAAGCGAUCUUUUAGAACCACAUUUUUUAGAGACCCGCUUUAAAAAAAAAAUAGUUUGCAUUAAUUCCCCCCCCCCUCCCCCCCAAUUUUUGCCAAAUUUUCUCCUACCAUACUAAUUUAAAAAAAAUUGCAAAGCAAUUUAAAUUACUUUUAUAUUAAAAUGGUAAAUUCCAUUUUAUGCAUUAGAUCAAGGGUCUCAAACUCAAAACAAGGGGGGGGGGGGGGGGGGGACGGGACAGAAGGUAGUGUCUGAAUGAGAGUGGGCCGCAUCAAGUAAUCCACAAAAAAGCGAUUACAACUGUUACGAUCUGCUCGACAUUUAUAAAUAACAAUAAAAUCAUUAAGGGUUCUCAAGAACUAGGAUUCACUUUCAUCCACCUACUCACUGUUGCAUACAAAAAUAUGUAUUAACAUGAAAAAAAAAAACAGAAUUAGACUAGUCGUGAGAUUUGACUGAAACCGUCGCGGAGAGUCAUGUUAUAGAUUUGAGAAUGGGGGAAACGGGCCGGCGCAUUUACACUAAACUUUUAUGUCCUGUAGCGGGACGCAAAAUAUCGUCUUGCGGGUCACCAAUGGCUCGCAGGCCGCGAGUUUGAGACACCUAUAUUAGAUGUUUAUUUAUUAAUAUUUACGAUUAUCUCAUUUUUUAUAAAAAGAAUGUAAAUAUUUAUACUUUCCCAAAUCACUUUUAUGUAUGCGGGAACGAAUUUCAAAAUAUCUUAAUAUUUCAUAUUCGGUUUCGGCCGAAAGUCAUUUUUAAACUUUUGGCACUUUUUUGGUUUCGGCCGAAAUCAGAAAAUCACUUUCGGUCGGUCUUUAAUCUGCACACUUUUCCACCAUGAGCUAUUUCCAUUUUUCCGUCUGAAGCAUAUAUGCUUCCCAAACUAUAAUUUCUGAUUGGCCAUAUUAGCACUGGAAUUUAUGUCCAGUUUAUUUGGACAAGCCUUUUUUACACAUAACAAUCAACAUAUGUGCUGAUAGAUGUUGGUUAAGAAGAGUCAUACGAAAUGGCUGUUAUCGUAAAUGAAGUAAAUGGUCAAGUUUAUUUAACAUUCUCCAUUUCCCGUAGAGCUUUGUUUCAUUCUGUGUGCCUUUUUACCACGUCUGGGGCAUAGGCCGUCCACAACAAUUUUCCAUCCAUCACGUUGUUUAGACCUUUAUAUCCUUUCUUGUACAUGUUAAUUGAUGUAGUCAAACUGUUAUUUUUCUCAUUUACUCCUCUAACUUUCAAAUUUAGCAACGUUUUUUGACAAAAUUUCUCUCAAAUUUAAAAUAUUCUAAUAGUUUUAAGACUUUGCCGUUAAAAACUCUUUUAAACACUUGAUAGCAUUUGGGCAUUUUUCUCUAUAUUAUUUGGUCAUUCUCUCUCUAUUACUUGGUCAUUUCUCUCUAUAGUAGGUGGUUAUUUCUCUCUCUGCUCGCGACGACGAUUACAUAAACCCCACCACAAAAUCAAGAUUUUCCUGAAAUUGUAAAAGAGAUUGGUUAUAACAAAUGUGUACCCCUCAGUCUCAACAUGUGCCUGAUUGGUUUCUUUCUUUAAUUUCUUGUACGCGUUCAGGCGUCUUGAUCACAAUGAAUUGAACGCACGUUCCUUUUACAGUUCAAAUGCACAUUUUCAUCCAGAAACAUACAGUGGAUUAGCAACAUGUAGAGCGUUCCUAGUAAUAAGUAGAAGGAUGUAGUGCAACCUUCAUCCACAUUGAUCUCUCAUCAACUGCUAAGCUAACUGCACAUUUAGCAAUGACAUGCUAGAGAAACCACGUCAUUGCUACAAUAAUAAAACGCAAACAUAACACAAGCCCAGAGGCGGUAUAAGCGUUCAUUAACACAAGAAACACCACGCACAACACAACACAAUAUUUGGUUCGUCAAAAUGUCUGGUCAAUACCCAUAAUCGACACGACACCCUUCAAAAACUUACAACCCCCACCACCACGCCCCCCUGUCUUUCCUUCAUUUGCACAGGGGAGAGAAAUAGGUUUAGCUGCAUUAGACAAGACAUUAGGCGAAUAAAAACAUAUGUCUUCCGACUCCUAAAUAUUUACCCAACACACUAGGGUGAACAAACGUCACGAAAAAACGGUAUUGUCCCGUUUUUCACGAUCGUACCGAUGUGUCCUUCGGGGUGCCUAAAUUUUACCAUUUCGAAAACUAGUUUUAAAAUCACUAAAUUUUCAUAAUUUAUAAUAUAACUUCAAGUAAUAUUUCGGCUGGCUGUGUAGCCAGUAAUGAUAUGGGCUCGCGUGAUGGCUGCACUGUCCCCCACCCCCCUCCACCACACUGCCGUCGAUGCGUAGUCGACGGUGUCCCUGUAAUAGGUCUUACUAUUUUGCAAAUUGUGUACCAAUAAAUAAGUAUUCAGUGAAAAAUAAUUGUUUUCGUUUAUGAUAUGCUUAAGAGUUUAAAUAAAAUUACAAAUCUUAAGGUAAAAUAAAAGGAUUUCUAGGACUCAAAAUAGUUAAAAUGAGCAUAUGUCAACCAACAAUUUCCCGCGGAGAUCUCUGGAUCAUUAUUUAGCUGGAGGGUAUCCACCUAAACUGUCCUUGGGUGUGUCCCGUUUUUUUCCAAUUCAUGAUUUGGAUACCCUACCCUACACCACCUAUCGGCUUUUCUUUUGAUGCUAUCUGAUGAGUCUUGAUUUUUACAGUUAUUAAAAUAUUUCAUUGCACCAUUUUAUUAUACGACCGAGCUCUAUUCGUAGAAAAGAUUGUUGUGAACUAGAUUGCAGUGAAUGUUUGGUAGAAGGAGUACUUGAGUUAGGAGUUAGGAAGUCCAUCGGAGAUCUUCGAGAUUUAGAGUUAGAGUGAAGAGAUAUUAGUAAUUAAUUUUAGGCUCACUUUAGGGCCUGAGGCCUGAUGAUAGUAUUUUUCUGCUGCAUGAAUUAUGUAGCAACUGUGUUUUAUAACAAAUGGCUGUUUUAUUUCACUGAGAUAAAACACAAUUUACUAUGGACUAUUUAAUGUUUGAGUUACAUUACUAAGAGAGAGAUGAGAAUUACUCCAACAGGUCUGACGAAGGUUUAGACAUAGUAUAUUCGAAAUCGGGAGUUGAUGAAAACGAAAGAAGGCCGUAUAAUUUAAUAGAUUAAUAGACAAUGAAAGAAUUAUUGUUUGUUUUGAUACUGCAGAUAUUUCAGUGUGGAUCGGUGCCAAUGAUAAGGCUGUAGAGGGAACAUGGAUUUGGGAAGACCGCAGUGUUGCUACUGAGCUGUACGAACUUUGGUCUAAAUCUAAAAAAGAGCCAAGCAAUUCAACGGCCAAUGAAGACUGCGCAGACAUCUAUAAGGACGAUGAUGAACUUGAUAUGUUUGAUGACCCAUGUGGCGAGCUUUAUACUUUUAUGUGCAUGGAGAAAGGUACUUAAUUUAUUAAUAUAUAACUACAUUUUGUUCGUUAUAGUCAACAUAAUGUAAAGAAUGAAACACAUACGACUUUCCAUUUACAUAUUACAAGUCACAACAUUUUUUCUAUUAUCAGUGAAUAGCAUUUAUUAAGCAAACAAAUAAAUCUGGCUUACGAAAAAAAAUCAUCCAUUAUCAUGCUAUUAUAUUACAAUUUAUAAACAUUACAUUAAAAAUAAGAAAUCCAGCACAAAGACACCACAUGGGAAUAAAUCAAUUAAAUAUUAUAAAACGCUAACUUGGUUUAAUGAUAAAUAUACAUGAAAAACAAAAAUUGCGAAUGAUAAAAAAAAAUCAGAAAAAACAUUACGUAUUUGUGAUCAAAUAUAUUUUUCCUAUUUUAAUGAGAAUGCGUUUUAGAUAAACGUUGCACGGUUCCUACGUUUAGUUCACACGAUACAAUUUGGGUAAUUUUCUCGUCGAAUUUCGUUUUUAAGGCACUAUGUUGUAACAGAAUCGUGUUCGUCCAAAAAGAAAUUUGAAGAAAAUUUGACCGUGGAGGCAUCAAUGUUGUAUUACCCAAACACUGGUUACAUACUUAACAACAAUUCCGUCGCGCAAGUGUAAACGAGAUGAUCUAACUUCAUUCUAGAAAAGGUAUGAUACAUUUCAGCAGGGUCAGAAUCGAAAGAAACUUAACUUUUUUUGUUUCAUAUACUUGACAGUUGAAAUCACAACUCCUUAUCAGGAGGCUUCUACAAGCACAACAAGCGACCCAGCUGCAACUGUACCUACAACCAACGACUCUGCCACAACCGAACCUACAACCAACGACUCUGCUACAACCGAACCUACAACCAACGCGAUCUUAACCUCCACGUCAACAGGAACAUGCCCAAACAAUUCGGCACAAUUCAUCGAGUUUAAUGCUCUCUUAUUAUAUCUUUUUUCCGUGGUCAUUUACCUAGUUAUUUGAAGCUAAGUGGAUUGUUGCGAGUUUAUACAUUUUUUGCAAGACAGGAACUCAGUUUUUGAUUUGAGAUAUUAAUACAACAAUUUCUAAAGAAUACGUGGCACAUACAGUGUGCACGACAUCUAUUAUUUAGCUUUUUGAAAUUUAAUGAUUUGUUUCUUUUUAAAUAUUUACCCUUUUUUAUGCUAGAUAGUAAAUUAUUUGCUUGCUUUAAAAGAAUUUAGAGCAAUAUUUUUCAAAAUCUGAAGAUAAAAACAAAUUAAUAUAUGAUUUACAUAAGAUGCUAAUAAUGUCAAGAGAUUGCUCAGUGACAAUUUUCAAGUUAUUCAUUUCAACCGAUUUCAACCCGUGCCUAAAUUUGGUUCGAAACCAUAUUGUUUUAUAAAAUAGGUGCGAUGGAAUUAUGUUUAAACCUAAUGCUAACAAUGUUAUAUUGCCCAUAUGACAAUACUUCUUAACAUUGCUAAAUAAUAUUUUGUAUGGCCUGCCGCUGCUGAUUGAAUAAUUGAUUCAUUCCAGUGUUCACUCAUCAUACUCAUUUGUUUCUCUCUCUCUCCCUCUCUCUCCCUAUUCCGUUCUCUCUCUCUCUCUCUCUCUCUCUCAUUCUCUCUCUCUCUCAAAGAAGUGAUAACGUACAAUUGUAUACGUCACAGUACUUUAUUACAGUGAGUGAAAUAGUUAAAAGGUCAAAUAGUAUGUCUUGCUAGGAGGAUAUCCUUGAAACAAUUGUAGGAUGCACUCAAUAAAUACACAUUUUCAAUAUUACAUCUCAUAAUACUUUAAUAACCCAUACGAGAAAUGAACCAAGAUCUCUCCUACCUUUUAGAAACAAUCCUACCCUACUCUCUUCUUAAGUGUGUAUUCUACUUCCGCUAUAAAAUAUAGUUCCCUUUCAUCUCGUGAUUUCAUCAGUUUCAUAAAAUCACUACGCAACUGAAUCUUGAUUAUAGCUAUUUGGGUUGUGUCAAAAACACAGUUAACUUGGUCUGUUACAAGAAUGCUGUUUUUAUUGAAAUAAUAAAAUGGAAAUUUUUUUUUAAAAUUUUACUUUAAAAUAAUUGAUGUCAGGAAAAUUUUGAAAAUUUAAAUCGUUCGGUAAACUUAAUAUUUUGUCGAGUUAUUCCUUCCUUAAUUGAUGGCUUGACUCAAUAUGAAGGCUUAGACAAGCUGUGAAUGAUUUUAUUUCAAUCAUCUCUUAUUUUACCUUUUGUUAUUCACACGAUUUAAAGGAAUUUUAACCAGAACCAAUGAUUUAUUUAUAAAUGAAUUUCUUUAAAUUUUACUUUCAUGUAUUUACUUUUAUUGAUUUAACAAAAUGUUUGCAAUGAUUAAUAAAUGAAACACUGAGAUU